Messenger RNA from Armigeres subalbatus, 1500 nucleotides. RefSeq names its product ninjurin-A-like. NCBI's taxonomy places the organism in Eukaryota, Metazoa, Arthropoda, Insecta, Diptera, Culicidae. The transcript is spliced from 3 exons. The record is from RefSeq and is a predicted model, not a curated record. Bases 466 to 1389 code for a protein of 307 amino acids. Gene Ontology annotation, cellular component: membrane. Gene Ontology annotation, biological process: tissue regeneration; cell adhesion.
CCGCUAUCCGUUCACUUGAUUUUCGCAUUAUUUGUCUUUCGAUCGUGGACGGGAGCAGACGAAAGUCGCGAUUUUUGCGUUUGCAAUACGUUGAUCGUGUCGGUACGUCGUUUCGAUAGUCUUGAUGUUUCAGCUUCAUGCACAUAGCUUUUUCCUUUCAUUAUUUUUAUAUCUGACUCAUCAGUGAAGUUGUUGAUUGCAGAAUACUCGUUUAUUAAUCUCGCGUGAGAAAUAAGUGGCAUCUUUAAUUAAAAGAAUACAUCUCGGUGACAAAGACGUAUCAGAACCGGUUUCGAUGGAAUUUACUAUCGGCUUGUAAAGUUGUGCUUUAAGUGAUACAACUCUGAAAUCAGUGAUACCGCGAAGUUCGGUCGAUACCCUUGGUACCACAAAUAAACAAAGUGAAAAUCGAUUUUUUUUAACUAAUAACGUCAUCGAGUCAUAGAGAGGAAAAGCAACACGAACAUGUCCAACGCGAACCAGAACGACAAGAGUGUGGAAAUCAUUAUUGAAGAAUCAGCUGAACACAGUAAUAGCGGUGAUAUGGAUUCGAAACCGACAGCCGCCGUGGUUCCGGUAGUGCCGGAAGCGGUUAGCAUCCCAAAACCGGAAACCAGGAUGCCAAAGCCAAGUGGCGGUAAUCGGAGCAGACCGUUGAAACCAGACUCCAAUGGAACACGUGCAAGGUCUGGCAGUCGCUCACCCAAUCGACGCAAUCGCCGUGAUACCACUGCCGCCCAAAACGAUGCCAUUCCCUUGCUCCCUACCGAUGAGGGUCGAUUACCGCGUCAAAAGCCGCCCACAACGGGCCCCGAAAUGGACGAGGACGAUGGACCGAUUGAUAUCGGAGGGGGAGAUUACGAUAACAGAGGGAUCGACGACGGGUUUCUCCCACAAAAACCUAGCCGAGACGAUCGGGACCGAGAUGUCGGUCGAAGGUCUCCCGGUAGAAGGAACAGUAACCCGAUGGGACCAUUUCCGUACGCUCCCGAAUUUGGACCGCAAUUGCCUCCGAUUAUACAAACAGCCGAUGGAGCGCGAGUGAUUCCCGAUGUGAACGUGUACCAGCAGAAGAAGAAUCUCGCUCAAGGGAUGAUGGACUUGGCAUUGCUCUCAGCCAAUGCCAAUCAGCUACGCUACGUGCUCGAGUCGUAUUCGCGUCAUCCGUAUUUCUACUUUAGUUUGACUUUCAUAGCGACCAGCAUCAUCUGCCAGGUGGCCGUUGGGAUUGGGUUGAUCUGGAAGAGUCGAUACAAUAUCAAAAACCAGGACGAUUUCUGCAAAGCUGAUCGAAUCAACAAUAUGGUGACGAUAGGAAUCUUCGUCAUCACGCUAGUGAACGUACUUAUAUCGGCGUUUGGGGUGGCAGAGCCGACCCAAGCAGUGUAGUUGGUAAUUGAAACUCUCUAAAGCUACAGUUGGUACUAUGCAUUUAAGUUGUACAUUUUUAAUAAUAACACGAAUCUCACGUAUUCAAUAAAGACAUAUUGAAAAUCGAAA